Molecule: messenger RNA, 2125 nt
Organism: Amaranthus tricolor (Joseph's coat)
Lineage: Eukaryota; Viridiplantae; Streptophyta; Magnoliopsida; Caryophyllales; Amaranthaceae
Product: histone acetyltransferase GCN5
Exons: 13
Coding region: 183-1868 (561 amino acids)
Biological process (GO): positive regulation of transcription by RNA polymerase II; chromatin remodeling
Cellular component (GO): histone acetyltransferase complex
Molecular function (GO): protein binding; histone H3 acetyltransferase activity
Source: RefSeq, a predicted model, not a curated record
GUCAUGAACUUCUUUAUGAAAAUCGAGUAUGAAUGGUUGAGGGCUUAUCGCAUAGCAAAGAUGGUUAGACAGACCUUCUAGAAUCUCUUGAAACAUCCAAAUUAUUCUGAGACACCCCAAAUUAUUCUGAGACACCCCAAAUUCUUCCAAAGUCCACUCGCAGGCCUAACUUUACUGCCCCAAUGGAUUCCCACCCUUCGCACCUAAACCCAACCACCACCACUGCCGCCAGAUCUCGCUCCUCCCAUUCUCACUCCCAAUCCCAAUCUCCUUCCCACUCUUCCGCCUCAGUCUCUGCCGCAACUUCUUCUCUCCGCCACCAUUCCCACCACAACAAGCGGAAACUUCCUCCUCCCCCUGCAACCACCACCAUUGAUGCUCCUCCUUCUUCCAUAAUUUCCGCCGAAACUAACGACGAUGUAGACAGUAUCUCCGCCGCUACUCCCGCUGAUAACUCCUCCGACGACGCCGCUGGUGCUACUCCUGCAGACAAUGACGAUGACGAUGAUGACGAUAAUGAUAAUUUUCCUCCGUCUAAUUCCUCAUCUAUUCGUACUUUUACUGCUGCGCGACUUGAUGCUGCGCCAAGGAGUUCGAAACUUAGUAAGGUCGAUGCCAGUGCGGUGAAAGUUGAGGUUAUGGAUACUGUUAAAGAUGGCGCUAAUUCUGGUGGUGGUAGUACUCCUUUUGGUAAUAGUGGUGCAGUGGUGAAGGAAGAUCCUGUGAAGAAUUCUACUGAGAAUAUUCAAACUAGUGGUGCUUACAGUGCUCGUGAAGAAGGCUUGAAGCGCGAGGAGGAAAGUGGAAAACUGAAAUUUCCAUGUCAUUGGAAUGACGGAGUUGAUGAGCAUAUGGUUUGGUUGAUAGGGUUGAAAAAUAUAUUUGCCAGGCAACUUCCUAAUAUGCCAAAGGAAUAUAUAGUUCGUCUUGUGAUGGAUAGAAACCAUAAAUCUGUGAUGGUUGUAAGACGUAACACUAGUGUUGUUGGUGGUAUCACUUAUCGUCCAUACAAGAGCCAAAAAUUUGGCGAGAUAGCCUUCUGUGCUAUUACUGCUGAUGAACAAGUAAAAGGCUAUGGCACUAGGCUGAUGAAUCAUCUAAAACAGCAUGCACGUGAUGUUGAUGGAUUAACUCAUUUUCUAACAUAUGCAGACAAUAAUGCUGUUGGUUAUUUUAUCAAACAGGGUUUUACUAAAGAGAUCACCUUGGAGAAGGACAUAUGGCAUGGGUAUAUUAAAGACUAUGAUGGAGGAAUUCUUAUGGAAUGCAAAAUCGAUCCAAAGCUUCCGUACACGGAUUUAUCAACUAUGAUCCGCUGUCAAAGGAAGGCCAUUGAUGGAAAAAUCAGAGAGCUCUCAAAUUGUCAUACUGUCUAUACUGGUAUUGUUUUUGAGAAGAAGGAGGCUGGUAUCCCCAGAAGGGUCAUCAAAGUUGAGGAUAUUCCAGGAUUGAGAGAUGCUGGGUGGACAGCGGAUCAGUAUGGUCAUUCAAAGUAUAAGCAGUUAAUUGCACAAGGAGAUAGUGCUUCGUAUCAGAAAGCUCUGACUGCCUUCAUGCGCUCACUCUUGAAGUCUAUGCAAGAGCACCCUGAUGCUUGGCCAUUUAAGGAACCAGUCGAUGCUCGUGACGUGCCUGAUUACUAUGAAAUCAUCAAGAAUCCCAUUGAUUUGAGAACAAUGUCAAAGAGGGUAGAUUCAGAGGUGUAUUAUGUGACAUUUGAGAUGUUUGUUGCUGAUGCUCGAAGAAUGUUUGAAAAUGCACGAACCUACAAUUCUCCGGAGACAAUAUAUUACAAGUGUGCAACCAGGUUGGAGUCACAUUUCAUAAGUAAAGCAAAUUCUCAGGCUGGAGUACCAUUUCUCAAGUAAAGUUUUAGUUUUGGCAGCUCUGCUAUUCGCAACAUUAUUGGGUGUAUGUAUAUAUGCGAGUCUGUAACAUAUACACUAGUUGGGAGGCUUAGGUUACUUCUUGAUGACACUUUUACUGGUGGAUAAUUCAAUACGUUAUGAUUUGUGAAUUGUAAUAUUACAAUGAGUAACGAAUUUAUUUAGAGGUAGGUGGUUAAUGUUUCACCAAACAUAUCAAUAAUCAUAGAAUCAAAUUCUUCAAUUACAUUUUUUUCUCU